AUGUCUUGCUACGACCUGUGCCCACCAAAGACCAGCGUGGCCGUCCCUCAGCCCAUCGCUGAGAGCUGCAACGACCUGUGCACCCGCCAGUGCCCCGACUCCACGGCCUUCAUCCAGCCACCCCCCGUCAUGGUCACCUUCCCCGGCCCCAUCCUCAGCUCCUUCCCCCAGCAAGCCGUGGUGGGCUCCUCUGGAGCACCGGCCUUUGGGGGCAACCUGGGUCUGGGGGGCCUCUAUGGUGCCGGUGCCACCCAGGGCUCAGGGGGCCUCUGCACCUUUGGCAGAGCCUACGCUGCUCCUGCCUGCAGCCCUUGUGUCUUGCCCCGCUCCAGCAAGAAGCUCUGGAACACCUGUGGGCCAUCUGAGGAGGCUCUGGUGGGCUCUCAUCAAGGGGCACACAUGACUGAAGGAAGGUAA
Calidris pugnax (ruff) is the source of this 417-nucleotide messenger RNA. Its product is annotated as scale keratin-like. The record is from RefSeq and is a predicted model, not a curated record. Gene Ontology annotation, cellular component: intermediate filament. NCBI's taxonomy places the organism in Eukaryota, Metazoa, Chordata, Aves, Charadriiformes, Scolopacidae. Gene Ontology annotation, molecular function: structural constituent of cytoskeleton. The transcript has 2 exons. The coding region runs from base 1 to 417 and encodes 138 amino acids.